Acanthochromis polyacanthus (spiny chromis) is the source of this 5883-nucleotide messenger RNA. RefSeq lists its product as uncharacterized. Gene Ontology annotation, biological process: positive regulation of translation. NCBI's taxonomy places the organism in Eukaryota, Metazoa, Chordata, Actinopteri, Pomacentridae. Gene Ontology annotation, cellular component: cytosol; cytoplasmic stress granule. Gene Ontology annotation, molecular function: mRNA 3'-UTR binding. The transcript has 15 exons. The record is from RefSeq and is a predicted model, not a curated record. Bases 144 to 5429 code for a protein of 1761 amino acids.
GGGGAGUUGAGGGUCGUUUCUCUUUCUGCAUGUGGCUGAGCCGUCGUGAGGAGCUGCUCAUGAAUUUGUCUCAUGUUGUGUAGGCUCUUGGUGUGUGUGGCCAUAGCAGUCUUUUGUUUUAUUCCCACUCUAGGUCGGGGAAGAUGGGGUGCUGCUUUAGUAAGGAGCUCAACCCCGGCCUGCAGUCUGAGAGGAGCAGUCUGUUACAACCCCCACUGCACGAUGGGCUGAGUGAGGCGACAGAGCAGGUCAGGAAACACGCUGCUGCUUUAGCUCAACAUGUGUGCCUGAAGGAAGAAGAGAAACGUGAGCCAGACGGACCGGCCCGGGGGACCCCUCUGGACGGGGAUGAAGCCCACCCAGAACUGGACAAUAACGUUGAUACGCAGGCGGUCGUGGUCAGCAGGGACGACACCCAGCAGACAGAGAGGGAUCUUAAACCAGCGAACACUCAGGAGGAGAAGGCAGCUAUAAACACACACACAAACACGGACACAGUGGCAGGAGUGACUCGCUCCGCCAUUCCCAGCCCCAAGUCGGACCCCUCUAUGGAGGUGUCCACACACAGUCCAGUCAUACAGAAGAUUCUGGACAAUGCCACUUUCAGGGCUUUAUGGUUCAGUCAGCCCCCAGUGGGGCAGAAGCUGCACAAACCAGCCACCUCUUUGCCAGCUCCCUCCAGGUUACACUCUGCUCCCUGGCUAGGAAGCAUCACAGCGACUGAGGUGUCACAUGACCGGCCUCCGCUGGUCAGCGAGUGUCGGGGGACACGGCAGGAUUCCCCCAGAGCAGAGCACAAGGAGGAGGAUGGCGAGGAAGUCUGCGUCGUCGCGACAACGCUGUGUCAAGUUUUGGAAACGAGGACCCGCAGCUUCUACAGCAUUUGUCCGAUCGACGCAGACGACCUUGAACAUGACCAGUCCCAAACAGCUGGAGCAACGCAGUCAGUGCUCACAGCUGAAGCAGAAACAGCUGCUCCGCCCUGCAGCGUGGAGUCUCUGCUCUGCAGCCAAUCACACUCAGAGGCAUCGACAGCCUGCCACUACACACAUGUCACACAACCCAAAAUGACCAAGCAGUCACAUGGGCAGGAAGCAGCUUCUCUGCAGUCACUUGCUGCUCAGCACUCUUCCAUCAUCUUGUUACAGACACUCACUGAUAAUUUGCUGUCAGCAGAGCAAACUGUCUCAACACAACCCGCUGUUCCUCCUCAGCUGGUGGAUUCUCUGUCUGACACCAGCGAUCACAUACACAGCGAGGACCCUCAGGCAUCUGCACCCGACAGCCCUCAGCUCAAAGUUCUGAAUUGGCAGACAGCUGUGAAGGACACGGAUGAAUUCACAUACGAUGCUUCGAGCUCAGUGACGGCACACACAGUAGGAAAUAUGUGUGAGGAGGAGAGUGAGUGUGCUGAGAGUGAAGCAGUGAAGGAGUCAGAGGACAUCACAGUUACAGAGCAGAAUGUGAGUGUGGAUAGUGGAUUUAAGACAAGUGUGAGUUCAGAGGAGGAGAUUGUGAACUUGAUGGACCACAAAGCAGUGGAGGGAGGCUUUAAUACCACAGAAGAAACAGUGAUCAACUUCCAGGAGAAAGGAGCAGAUCAGACUGUGAAUUCUGACUUGAGGCCUGUGGACAUCCUUCUGCCUCAGGCUGAACUCAGUGCAAAGCAGGACGUCCAAAAUUCACAUUCAGACACUGAAAGUCCUGAACUGAAUUCUUCCGGUCAGAGCCCCGUAUCUUUAGAUUUCCAGAAAGAACAGGGGGAUACUCUCUGUCAGCUGGAUGAACCCUCCCAGCAGAGUGAGCCCAUCCCUGUGAGAGUCCACGCUUCAGAUGGUGAAGUUGGUCACAGCGGCACAGCAGACACCUCUCUCACUGAGGUGUCGUCGUUUUCCACCAUCUCCACCGCGUCAUCACUGCCCACUGAGCUGACCGCUUUCUGCUGCCACACUAAUGUGACACAUCUGUCAGAUUUAACUAAAAUCCAGCAGAGUGGAUCCAUCAAAACCGAUCUUAAUUCGAAUGAUCCAACAUUUGGGCUGAGCAGCAUUAAGCCUUCUAGUAAAGAUAGUCAUCAGAAAAGCAAUGCUGGGUUUGGUCACUGUGACAAACUGCUUGAUAUCUUUGUGAAAACUGAACGUGAGGCGCUGUCUGGCUCAGAUCAGCCUCUCCAGGAUGUCCUGGUGAGUGGAGACGACAGACAGACUGAAAAAAAUCUGAAACCAGAUAUUCCUCAGGCAAGUAGGCAUGAUGAGGGAGGCGAUAAUCCAGCUGGUUUACCUGAAACAAGACAAAACACCUCCCAGCCGGAGAUGAGAGAUGAACAAUGUGACGAGUUGUCCGAACACCGUGAUGACUGUGUGGCUGUAAAUUCAAGCAUCACUCCUCAGGGCCCUGAGAAAUCUGAGAGCAGCAUCAAGGAUUCAAGUCACGGUCGUCUCACUCAGCCCCCUCCUGCUGAAAGUGAGCUUUCUGUUACUGCUCCCACCUCUCCUCCUCCCUCCUCCUCAGCUGCCUCUCAGAGCACAUCUGAGGCUGAAACUGCUGCUGCUGAGAGCGAAUGCAGCCAAAUCCAACUGGAGACAAAUCCACCACAGAAAGCAUCAGUAAAUGAAUGUGAGGAAGUAGAAGAAACAACAGUCCCACAGCAGACGUACACCGGUGAGCUGGUGUUGAUGCCAGUCGAGCAUAAAUCAGAUACAGUCGAGCAGCUCUCACUCUGUCCUCACCUAACCUCUGAAAGCCCAGAAAUAUUUUCCUCUGACUGUGCAAACCCUCUCGAUGAUGCUGACAGUUCACCUCAAUCACAUCAUGUGGAAGACAUGGUUGACAUGGAGAUGAACACAUCACCAGUGGAGCACUCUGCCCCAAAGACUGAUAUUCAUUCAGAAACAACAAAUACUUUAGUUACUGAGAACCCGCCCCAAAGCAUGGAGGUGGUUGAUACCAGCACCUGUGCCUCUGACAACCCGAGCUGUCAGGAUGACAGAACCUCAGCCUUAAACAGCCAGGAGGAAAACACUUUGAUCACAGUGGGUUCAGGUCAGAUCGAUCUUUAUUCGUCUGCGUGUGAGAAACCUCUAGUUGAUGCUGACCUGCAGCAUCGAGCUGGUGACAGUUUACCUCAAGCUGAAGAUUCAUCAGGCAGAAAUCAAAUGGAAGACAUGGAUGGUCUUCAGACGGAAACAUCACCAGAAGGGAACCCUGCGUUAGACAGUGAUGUUUGGACAGAACCUCAUAAUAUUUUGCUUCCUGAGGGCCCAUCCCAAAGCACUGAGCUCCAUUCUGCCCCCAGCAGCUGUGACUCACACGGGAUUCUUGAUGACUUAAGUUGUCGGGAUGACAGAACCUCAGCCUCAGACUGCCAAGAGGAUCACACUUUGAUGGCAGUGGACCCGGGUCAGAUCGACAUUUAUGCCUCCACUCCAUCGUACGAGAUUCACCUCCUAGGUUGUGAACCAUCAUCUGCUGCUGCUGCUGAGGAGGGAGAGAAGGAGGGAGGGAUGAGGGAGAUGGUGUCUGAGCUGCUGGGAGAUGAUGCAGACUCCUCGGUCUGCCGUCUUUAUCCUCAACCCUGGAUCAAGCUGGGCCUGGAACAGAGCUGUGAGGGCUGGGCUCAGGGAGCGUGUGAUGCCGAACCCGGCCAGAGGGACAGCAAGGAGGAGAUGGACGCAGAGAUGAUCCCAGCCUCGGUGUCGGAGCUGCAGCCCUCCAUGGCUCUGCUGGGAGCGUACCCCUACAGCACUGUGAUGCCUCAGGGAUCCUGUGUGUGGGACUGGCACACAGAUUGCACUCCGUCUGCACCUGUUCCUGCUCCUAUCCUUAACCCUGAUGCUGAGGUAUGGACCAAUCACAGCUUUAACCUGAAUAUUCCCGAAGCAGCCUACCCUCAGCAGUCGUGGCUGCAGGUCCCCAACGAUCUGACCGAUCAGGAAGGAUAUGUGCCAGAGUUUCAGCUGCACAGCAUGGGGCUGGCUGAGGCUGAUCCAACACUGGAGUAUCAGGCAGUGACCGCUGAAGCCCCUGUAGUUAAUGGAGAGGCUGGUGACCCACUUGUUACAGAUGAGAUCAGACAGGAACUGAGAACAGUGUUGGAGUCCUGCCUGACCAGGGAAAACCUCGGCAGUGAUUUGUACCUGAAGUCUCAGAUGGACAGUGAUCAGUACGUUUCCAUCGCAACCCUGGCCAGUCUGGACAAGGUCAAGAAUCUCACCACAGACCUCGACCUCAUCUCUGAUAUUCUGAAAUCCAUGCCGCAGGUCCAGGUGACUCCAUGUGGACAGAAAGUUCGGCCCAGACAGAGCCGCUGUGUUGUCAUCCUACGCGAGAUUCCUGACACCACACCUCAAGAGGAGGUGGAAGCUCUCUUUGAAGGAGAGAACCUUCCCAAGUUCCUGAGCUGUGAGUUUGUGAACAACGACUGCUGGUUCAUUACCUUCAAAUCAGAGGCCGACGCACAACAGGCGUACACGUACCUCAGGGAAGAGGUUCAGAUGUUUAACGGGAAGCCCAUCAUGGCGAGGAUCAAGGCCAAAACAAUGGCAGCUGUUUCUUACGCUCCGAACAACGGCUACAGACCCGCCCAGCUGGACCAGUGCACCAAUCACUACUCCUACUUCCCCCCGACCACCUACCAGCAGCCCUGCCCCGCCCACAUGCCGACACAACCGCCGUAUGACCUGACCAAUGAGAUGUGGACCUCAGCUGCUGCAGAAUACCAAAAAUGGGACGAGCAGCCUCCACUACUGAUGGAUGGCUUCAUGAACGGGUUUGCUGCAGCGACCAACUUCAAACCAAACAUCCCACACAGGCUCAGGAGAGGAUCGAAGUGGUCAAUCCUUGACCGCCGGCAGUCCCAACGCAAUGUCUCCUCACAUUUUUCAGAGCUGUCAGUGGACCACUGCUCCUCUCUGAAGACGAGUCGAGGCCGUUCACGAGGCAUCUCACACCGUCAGGGCAGAGGAGGAAGGAUGGAGGUGAACAAGCAAGUCAUGUCCCCAAUUUCUGAACCAGGAAGGAGAGGAAACUUCAGCCAGAGGAGGAGAGAGAACCAGAGAUCCUGGGACAAAUCCACUCACAGCAGUCAGAGUCAAACGCCUCCUCGUCAGCCGUCUCCUCUCGAACUCGGUCUGACGAGUUUCCCUCCUCUUUCUACGACGAGCGACGUCACAACAACCAGAGCUGCUGCUAACAGCAACACCCAGGGUCCAGUCAGAAGCAGCAGCUCCAACACAUCACUGCCAGAAGAGCCUGAAUCAGUCCUUCAGCAGAAAGUGAAGGAGAGUGUGGAGGUGAGCAGUGAAGUCAAACCAGUUCAGCUCCCACAGGAACCAGUCACAGAGUCCAAGAAACCGAGUUACGCUGAGAUCUGCCAGAGAGUUUCAUCCAACGAGCCGCCGUCCUCUGAGGAAGAACACAUCCCCAGAUAAGACGGACAAAGAGACACUUGUGAACUUUUUUCUUUUUUUUGGUCCUAUGAGUGUCUAAAAUGCCGUGUUGUAAUGUCCUGAUUGUAUAAGUGGGCUGCGUGGUGACUGUGAAGAAUAAUCUGUGAGCACCGUGCAGAGAGAUUGUGGGACUUUAAAUCAACUUUAAAUUGGAUCUAAAAUGAACUCUGGUCUGACUUUUUGAAGGUUUGGCUCCGGGGCUGUCAAAGGCAACUUUUCAGGUUUUUAUGCAGGAGUCCUGAAUGAAGUGUAAAUGUUGAUCUGCUCCUUUACUUUAGUUUUAUUUCUUGGUUUGUAGUUGAAGUCAGUUUAUGGAGAGCCAGGUUCCAUUUAGAUUUGUUCUUGUUUUGCUGAUUUCACCGGCACUUCUUCUCUUUCCUCACUGUUGUGAUUCUGAACUCCUUUUGGUGAUUUUUUUUUUCUUCCCCUCAUACAU